CUUCACAUUGCGUCAUUGGCUGGCCAGCAGCCCAUUGUGGAAGCCUUGGUGGAGCACGGCGCCAAUGUCAACGUACAGUCACAGAGCGGCUUCACACCAUUGUACAUGGCGGCCCAGGAAAACCACGGCGAAGUGGUCAAGUACCUUCUAGCCCACAAUGCCAACCAGAACCUGGCUACGGAGGGCGGAUUUUUGCCGCUCGAGGUGGCUACCCAGCAGGGCCAUUAUAAAAUCGUGGAAACGCUUUUGCAACACCAAUCACGGCCCAAGUACCCUCCCAAGCAGGAGGAUGGCUACACACCCCUCGCUGUGGCCUUGCAACAAGGACAUGACAAAGUCGUCGCCGUCUUGCUGGAGAAUGACCGUGCGGGGAAGACCCGACUGCCCGCCCUGCACAUCUGCUCACGACGCGACGACACAAAGGCCGCCCUGCUCCUGCUGCAGAGCGGCCACAACCCAGACAUCACAUCAAAGAGUGGCUUCACGCCCCUGCACAUCGCGGCCCACUAUGGCCAUGUCAACGUGGCCACUCUGCUCCUCCAGCGCGGGGCAUCGGUGGACCACGCCGCCAGGAAUAACAUCACCCCCCUGCACGUGGCUGCCAAGUGGGGCCGAGUCAACAUGGUCAACACGCUGCUGGACCGAGGAGCCAGGAUUGACGCCAAGACUAGAGAUGGGCUGACACCGCUCCACUGUUCAGCCCGUAGCGGACAUGACCAAUGUGUGGAUCAACUCCUGGAGAGAGGAGCUCCCAUCUCUGCCAAGACAAAGAAUGGUCUAGCACCCCUGCACAUGGCAGCCCAAGGUGAUCACGUGGACAGUGCCCGUCUUCUGCUGUACCACAAGGCUCCCGUGGAUGACGUGACCGUGGACUACCUGACCCCACUGCAUGUGGCCGCUCACUGUGGUCACCACCGUGUGGCCAAACUGCUGCUUGACAGGAAGGCUAACCCCAGCGCCAGAGCUCUGAACGGAUUCACUCCCCUUCACAUUGCCUGCAAGAAGAACCGCGUCAAAGUGAUAGAGCUUCUACUGAAGUAUGGAGCAUCCAUCCAUGCCACCACCGAGUCUGGACUGACUCCGCUCCAUGUCGCAUCCUUCAUGGGUAACAUCAACAUUGUGGGCUACCUGAUCAACCAUGGUGCCAGUGUGGAUGAAACCAACGUGCGUGGUGAGACAGCCCUCCACCUGGCAGCCCGUGCCAACCAGAUCGACAUCAUCCGCGUCCUGCUGCGCAACGGCGCCAAGGUGGACGCCCGGGCCGCCGAAAACCAGACCCCGCUCCACAUCGCUGCCCGGCUGGGCAAUGUGGAGAUCGUGACGCUGCUGCUGGAGAACGGCGCAUCCCCUGACGCCCAGACCCGGGACCACUACACAGCACUGCACAUCGCUGCCCGAGAGGGAAAGGAGGACGUGGCCGCCGUGCUGCUGGACCAUGGGGCCUCCUUGUCCAUGCAGACCAAGAAAGAAUUCACUCCUCUCCACGUGGCUGCCAAGUAUGGACGACUGGGUGUGGCAUCGCUGCUGUUGAAACACUACGCUGCUCCUGAUGCUACAGCCCAGAAUGGCCUGACACCACUUCACAUCGCUGCUCACUAUGACAAUGUGGAGGUUGCUAUGCUGCUUUUGGACCAGGGUGCUUCGCCUCACACCGUGGCACAGAAUGGCUUCACUCCGCUGCACAUCGCCGCCAAGAAGAACCAGCUGGACGUGGCCACCACCUUGCUGGAGUACGGCGCCGAUCCCAACUGCAUGACCAAGCAGGGCAUCAGCCCCAUCCACCUGGCGGCCCAGGAGGGCCACACCGACAUGCUGUCCCUGCUGCUGGAGAGAGGCGCGAAGCCAGACAUCGCCGCCAAGAAUGGCCUAACACCCCUUCACCUGGCAGCCCAAGAGGACCAGCUGGACUGCGCCAAGGUCCUGGUCAAGAAUGGCUCCGGCAUCGACCCCCGCACCAAGGCCGGCUACACGCCUCUCCAUGUGGCCUGCCACUACGGCAACCUGAAGACGGCCGCCUACCUGCUGCAGAACGGAGCGGCUAUCCAAGCCAAGACCAAGCAUGGCCUGACCCCACUCCACCAGGCUUCACAGCAGGGUCACGUGGCCAUCAUCAACCUCCUGCUCACCAAGGGAGCUGACCCGAACGAGACGGCCAACAAUGGUUACACUGCUCUGGCCAUUGCCAAGCGUUUUGGCUACAUCUCCGUAGUCAACACCUUGACGACGGUCACUACGGUGGAAACGACCAUCGUCCAAUCGCCUACUGACGAGAAGCUGAAAGUCCAGGUCCCUGAGACCAUGGUCAUCUCCUUCAUGUCCGAUAACGAAGACGAAGAAUUAGGCAGCCCUGCUGAUGACAUCUCCAUGACAGGGGACAACUCCUUGUUGACCCCGCAAGAGAUCAAGACAAUGGGAGAUGACUCCAUGCCCAUCGCUAACCGCAAGUCAUGGGAAGAGGAGUGGAUGUCUGGAGAACCGAAUCUGAGGUACUACUCUGGCAGUGACUCCCUGUCAGGCCGUUACAGCACCCCGCAGUCAGGCAAGUAUCGCGGUGCCAUGCUUAGCCCACAGGGCUUUGACUCCCGCGCCAGCACCCUCAACCGCGACAUUCCGCUGAGCGAGGCAGAGGAGAGCUUUGUGGAUGGCGGCGAAGUCAUCUCCCGCACCACCGAGAUCACUGUGGAGUCGGCCGCCCCACUCAUGUCCUCAAGCCCUGCCAUGCGCCACACCCUGAACGUGACUACGCCCGAUGGCAAGCGGGUGUCGGUCGGGGACCCCUACAUUGACGAGGACGGCAAGCUGCUGGAGGGGAUGGUGUAUGGGCAGGAUGGGCGUCCCGUGUCGGCUGCCCUGAGUGACAACGCUCCACUGAGCAGCAUUCCCAUCUUUGCUGGGUUCCUGAUUAGUUUCAUGGUGGAUGCACGGGGUGGGACCAUGAAGAGCUGCCGUCUGCCCGGCCUGCGGGUGGUCAUCCCUCCCAAGCGGGCCUCGGGGCCCACCCGUGUCACCUGCCGCCUCAUUAAGAAGAGCAAGCUGACCACGCCCCCUCCACUCCUGGAGAAUGAAACCCUCGCCACGCGAGUGCUGGAGGUGGGUCCGUCCAACACGCAAUUCCUCGGUGGCCUUGGCAACAAACUCAUCCAUAGUCCGCCCCUUAACGAUGGCGAGCAGCUGGUCAACGGAAUCAUGGAGUUCGGGCCUCCUGCCGAAAAGUUUAUUGGUCCCGUUCUGAUCGAGGUGCCCCACUUUGCCUCGCUGCGGGGCAAGGAGCGUGAAAUCGUCAUCCUGCGCAGUGAGAAGGGAGACACCUGGAAGGAGCACUCGCUGGAUGCCAAGGACACGGAGGUCCACAAGGCCCUGGAAGGCUACGAGGGAGACGAUGACAACAACGUCAACUCGGACCGGCGCAUCUGCCGCAUCCUGACCAACGACUUCCCCCAGUACUUUGCCAUCAUCUCCCGCGUCAGGCAGGAGACCAACACCAUUGGCACCAGCGGUGGCAUGCUCAGCUCAACGGUGGUGCCCCAGGUCCAGGCCGUCUUCCCCGAGGGCACGCUGACGAAGAAGAUCAAAGUGGGCUUGCAGGCCCAGCCGGUCGGCAACGAGGUAGUCAAGAAAGUCCUGGGCAACCGUGUGAUGGUCAGCCCCAUUGUGACCAUUGAGCCCCGCCGCCGCAAGUUCCACAAGGCCAUCACCGUGACGAUCCCCAUCCCCAACAACCAGGGCAUCAUCAACGGCUACGGCGGGGACACACCCACACUGCGACUGCUCUGCAGUAUCACUGGGGGAACCGCACCGGCCCAGUGGGAAGAUAUCACUGGCACUACCCCACUCACGUUUGUGGACAACUGCGUCUCCUUCACGACUACAGUCUCUGCAAGGUUCUGGCUGAUGGACUGCAAGGAGAUUGACCAGGCCAGCAACUUUGCCCGGGAGCUGUAUCACGAGCUCAAGGCGGUGCCCUUCAUGGCUCGUUUUGCCAUUUACGCCAAGACACACGACCCCAUUGAGUCGCGCGUCCGUGUCUACUGCGUGACAGACGACCGAACCGACAAGACGCUGGAGCAGCAGGAACACUUCAAGGAGGUGGCCCGGAGCAAAGAUGUCGAGGUCUUAGAGAGUAAACCAAUUUACAUCGAGAUGGCUGGCAACCUGGUGCCUGUCCAGAAAUCCGGGGACCAGCUACACCUGGUCUUCUCCCCAUUCCAUGAGAACCGACUACCGUUCUUCGUCCGGGUGCGAGACUCGGCCACGGAGCCCUGCGGUCGGCUCUCCUUCAUGUCAGAGCCCAAGGUGACCCGGGGCAUGCCGCCACAGAAGGCGUUGUGCAACCUCAACAUUACCAUGCCUCCAUUUGUCAAGGUCAAACGGCCGAGCGAAAGCGAGUCGGAGAGUGAAAGCAGUGAGGAGGAAUACAGAAUGGAGAAAGGCGAGAGAGAACAGUAUUCCCAGCAGAAAGAGGGAAAAACCACCAUCACUCAGAUCUACUCUCUCACUCGCGUUGACGAGUACCCAAAGGAUGAAGCGGCUAGUAAUCUCAACUUUGCAUCAAUCAAACUACGCAAGAAGUACACCUUCCUUCAGGACCCGGCAAUGAGUCCGACCAGCGCCCAUGCCAGGGCCGAAAUCCGCCUGAUGCAGGUGGCCAAGGAGAUCGGCACCGACUGGCGGGCGCUGGGGCGCCAGCUUGGGGUCAGCGAGAAGGACCUGCAGGAGAUUGAGAAUGAAAACGACGAGAUUGAGGAGCAGGCCUUUGUCAUGUUGCACGCGUGGGCGGAGGACGCCAAGGAAAAUGCCACAACCGACAAACUCUCAGACGCGCUCCACGAAAUCGGCCGUGGUGACGUCGCCAACAAGUGUCUCGCAGACUACGCAGUCAUGGACGUCUCGAUAGAUCGUGAGGAGGACACAUCAGACUUCCUGCGGGACAUGGAGCGGGCCAUGUACGAGGCCAGCCUUAAGCACGACGAAGACAAACACAAGCCUGGAGUCACCAUUGACAUCACAGGGGAUGAUGGAGGAGCUUUCCGUGAAUUGCAGGACGAGAUUGAAGCAGACAAGGAUUUGGAUAGUUACAGUGGAAAAAUUGUGAAAGAAGUCCAUCGUACUGUAACAACCAGGACCGAAGUCCGCACAGAGAGACGGGUUCCCUCCGAUAUUGAGACUGCUGUGAAGGAACAGGCUAAGGACGAAGUGGCUGAAAGUUUGAUCAAGGAAUUGAAGGAGGAGGCUAUCGCUGCUGGAAUUCCAGAGGAUGCCGGAGCAGCAGAGCUGUAUGAGGAGAUGAAGGAGGAGAUUUUGGAGAAGCACGAGGAGGAGAGACGGGAGAUGCAGUUUGAGCCGACGGUGGACGUACUCGAGGAAAGUCAAGAAGAAGACGGACAGACUCCAACAGAAACCAAGGCCUUGCCUGGAGACGCAACACAAACAUUCCCUACCCGAACGGUUGUCGUUGAGCAGACUCACAUAGUACGAACCCAGGCAGUGGCCGACGGGCACCAAGACGGCCCAGUCGAGUCGGAGUCCGAAUCCUCGGCCGAGACGGAGGUUUACACAGGCCCCGAUGAGGUCCAGACUAAGAUCUCCACCACCACAACUGUGACAGAGAAAUACUCGUACACUGAGAAGCAUGCCCCUGUGCGGAUUGAGGUUGACGAGGUUCCCGAUCGCAAAUCUGACCCGGACAUCGAUGAGUACAUGGUGGUGACGUCGCAGCCAGAUGAGAUUGUAGAAGUCACGAAGACAGCCGAGGAGGAAGGCAUCAAUCCCCAUUAUGAAGCGGGUCCAGACUCUGUCUCAGAAGAGAUUAUCACCACCGACAAAGUGCCAGAGGUGGAAGGCAUCAACCCUCACUAUGAGAUGGAGCCAGAUUCUGUUGAGGAGCCCCCAAUCUCCACCACAUCCGAGUCCACCGUCCAGGGCAUCAACCCGGACCUGAUCUGUGAGCCCGAGCCCCUUGACGACUCAGCCCGGAUCUGUGGGCCCGAUGUGACCGACACCAAGUACAGCAUCAACCAUGGUGCCCAGGCGUUCGACGAAAGCCCCAUCUCCCCUCCGGGGCAGGAGGUUGGGGUCAUCUCCACCUACACCACGUCGUUCCACCAGGUCACGGUGCGCACCGGCCUGGAGUCAAGCCCCGAGACAGACCGCUCAGAAUCUGACUUCCCCCACGGCCCUGCGUCUGAGGUCACUAUCGCUGAGUCUGCCACACAACCUAGGCGACAGCCCAGUACACCCCUAGAAAGUUACGCAGAGUCUUUAGCAGCACAGUUACUUCACGAUGUAAAAGAGGAAUUACAGCAGCCCGAGCAGAAGCCCAAGGAGAAAUUGGUUGAACAGGUAGAGGCCAAAACCAGACGUGGAGGAGAGAGUGUGCCUGAAGCCCCCCAAGAACGAGAGGAACCAUCAGUGGAACCAGCUCUGUCAAGUGAGCCGGAAGUGGCUGUCUAUGGCACCACUGUAUUCCGAGAGGAAAGAAUAACCACAACCAAGGUAACCAAAACGAUGAGAACAACAGACGGAGGGAUUUCUGUGCCCGAUGUGGCAGAGGUGACUACUUCUGUGGUUUUUCAAAGUAAGGAUGCUCCUGUGGAGCCUGUUGAAGUUUCCCCUGAAGAAAAAGAAGGGAAUGUCCAAGAAGAGGCUCUUGUUGCGGAGAAGGUGGCACUGGAAGAAGCAGAGAAAAAGGUGGUAGUUGUAGAGGAAGAAGCUGAGAAACCACCCGAAGAACCCUCUGAGGACAUUGUUGAAGAAAUUCCAGAAGAACUCCGAGACGUCAAGGAGGAAAGAGUAAAGCAACCGGAUGUUACCAAAGAGCCUGAAGUCAAACCAGAAGAAGAUGUGCGCAUUGAAGAAAUUCCGGAUGACAUUCCUGCAAAACGAGUGGCAGAAACGGAAGGACCACCACAGACAGAAGCUGAUGUCCUGGUGCAGACAACUAUACACAAAACCGAGACAGUUGUUCACAGAGAAGUCAUUCACAUUACCUCCACAGCAGAGGAGGAGCCUGAAGAAAUCCAAGAAGAUCGGAGUCCUGAGCCACAAGCAGAUGUGGAAGUGGAGGAAGAUAAAGUUGAAGCUGCAGUAGUAGAAGUCACCCCAGAGGUGCCACUGGAAGAAGAGGAAACAGAAAAGGAUGACACAACAGUUGAAGAGGAGCAAGAGCUUCAGGAAGAACCAGUGUUGGAAGAGGAAGGUAUUGAGGAAGAGGCUGCACCAGAAGAAGAGGUUGCCCCACAAGUUCUACCAGCAGAGGAAAUUACACCAGAGGAAACAUACACGGAACUAGACCAAGAACCUCUAAAAGAGAUAGUCAUGGAAGAGGAAAGAAUUGAGGAAAUGGCUGCACUUGAAGAAGUUUCCCGAAAAGCUGUCUCUGAAGAGGAAAUUGCACCAGAGGCAGCCUUUGGGGAGCCUGAGGAACAGCGCCGAGAAGAGGAAGUUGUGGGAGAGCAAGGAUUUGAGGAAGAGACUGGACCUGGAGAAGUUGCCCCUGAUGUUGCUCUUGAGGAAGAGGAAGCUGCACCAGAGGAAAUAUAUGAGGAACCUGAGAAAGAACUCAAAGAAGAGGGAGUUGUGGAAGAGGAAGCACUUAAGGAAGAGGUUGCCCCUGAAGAAGAGAUUGUCCCAGAAGUUCUCUCUGAGAGAAAGGUAACAGAACCAGAGGAGAUCGAUCAAGAACCACAAGAAGUGAGCAUGGAAGAGAAACAUGCAGAAGCUGUGGUUCCUGUAGAUGUUGCUCAACACAUUCCAGAGGAGGAUAAGAUGCAAGUCCAUACAGAAACUCACAUCAGUGUCCAGCAAACCAUCGUCAAGUCUACUGUCACCUAUUUUCAUGAAGAGGCAAGAACAAGUGAUGAAGAGGCACCUGGAGCAGCAGCACUUCCAGUAAAAGAAGAUAUAAAAAACGAAGAGGAAGUUCUUACAGAAUUGGAACCAGCAGUUGAAGCAGAGGAAGGAAUUGAGGAAAAGGCAACUGAAAUAUGUCUUCAAGGAGCGGAAGUAAAGAGAGAAGAGGAAAUUGUCCAGGAGAUAACUUAUGAGGAGCCAGAGCCAGUUCAAGAGGAAGUUAUCAUGGAAAAGGAAAAAAUAGAGGAAAAAUCUGCACCAGAAGUAGAAGCUGUGCCAGAAGAUGUUUGGGAAUACAAGAAAACCGCACCCCAGGAGCCUGAGGAAGAACCUGAAGAGGUUGCAGCUGCAGAGGAAGAAGUUAAAGAAGCUGCUGUGGAAGAAGUUGUUCCAGUUGCACCAAAGGACACUUUCCAGGAGCCUGAGCAACAACCUGAUGAAGUUGUAGUAGCAGAGGAGAUGAUUGGGGAAGAAGUUGCUCCAGAAGUUAUGUUGAAAGAAGAGGAAACUGCACCAGAAGAGCAAGAACAAGAGCCACAAGAAGAGAUAGUUGUGAAAGAAGAAAUAGCCGAAGAAGCCGCUCCUGAACAGGAAGUUGUCCCAGAAAUACCUUCCGAUCAGGAAAUACAAGAAAAAGAGGGAACUGAAGUAGAGGAAUACCAUAAGGAGCCAGAUCGAGAACUGGAAGAUGUGGAAGAGAAAAUGGAGGUUCAUACAGAAACUCAUAUCAGUGCCCAUCAAACAAUUGUACAGUCAUCUUUUGUCUAUGGUCUUCAUGAGGAGGCCAGGACAACUGAAAAAGAGCCAUCCGAAGAGGCCAUGCUUCCAGAUAAAGCGGAUGUACAAAAAGAAGAGGAGCCACCGCAAGAGCUAGAAGCAAUUGUAAGAGAGGAAAGAAUUGAGGAAGAAGCUGCACCAGAAGUAGAAGUUGCCCCAGAAAUUCUGCUUGAAAAGGACAUGGCACCAGAGAAACCGCCUGAGGAACCUGAGCAAGAACCUGAAGAAGAGGCAGUUGCGGAAGAAGAAAGAAUUGAGGAAGAACCAGUGCCAGAGGCAGAAUAUGAAGAAGCAGAACAAGAACCAGAAGAAGAGUUCAUUUUGAAAGAGGAAAGAGUUGAGGAAGAAGCUGCACCAGAAGUAGAGGUUACCCCAGAAUGUUUACUUGAAGAAAAACUGUCAUCUAAAGAAACCUUAGGGGAGCCUGAGCAGGAACCUCAAAAAGAGGUUGAGGAAGAAAGAAGUGAGGAAGAUGUUGCCCCUGAAGAGAUUGUACCAGAUGUUGUUCCCCAAGAAGAGGAAAUUGCACAAGAGAGACUCAGCGAGGGACCUGGACCAGAACUUCAUGAAGAAUUGGUGGUAGAAGAGGGAAGAAUUGAGGAAGAGGCUGCACCGGCAGUGGAAGAAUAUCCAGAGAGAGAUGUUGGGGAACCUCAAAAGCUGGAACAUGUUGAACUUGCAAGAAAAGAACCUAUGGAACCAAAACAAGUGUUGUUCAGCACCCAUGAAACUAUCCACACAGAAAAGCGUACUUUUGUGCAACAAACUAUUGUUCAGACCACUGUAUCGGAGGUUCAUGGAGAGCGCGAACAGCAUUUCCUUCCGGAAGAACCUGUUGAGAUCAUGGGAAAAGAAUCAGAUCAGGAGGAAGUUCUAGAGGACGUGCAAGAUCAAGAAGUUGUGAAAGUGGAAUACGAACAAGACACUGCAUUGGCGGAGGGUCAAGAAGACAUUCCAGAUUCCCUGGAAGAGCAGAUUGAGGACCAACAAGAACCAGAGCUGACCCCUGAGGCUGUCGCUGAAGCUGAAGUGGGCAUUGCUAGGGAAAUCAGAGUAGUUGAGGAGAGUGUUUCUGUUCAUCGACUAGUUGAGCACAUUGAAGCAAAGGAGCAAGAAUCAGAGCAACCUUCCGUGCAAUACCAGGAAGACGUCAGGCUAGAGACCAUGGAGGAUGAAGAACAGGAGACAGAACAAGAAAGGGAAAUGGAGCCCCUAGAAAAGGAAGAAGAGGAGGAACUAGAAGAAAUAGCUAUGGGUGUUGAAGAGGCAGAGGUACUGGCUGAAGAACCUGCAGAAGACGUUGUGGAGGAAAUUUUAGAGGAGCCCAAAGAAGAAGAAGUUGAGGAAGGGGAAAAGGCAACUGAACCUGUCACUGAGGAGGUAGUCAUGGAAACCCAGAAACACAUUGAAAGUGAGGCUGUGUUUAGAUAUGAUGUUGAUCAGGAAGUUGCUAAGGAGAAGCCAUCAGUUGAAGAGGAGACUGAUGAAGUUCUUGAUGACAUUCCAAGGUCACCAUUUCCACAGCUGGAGGAAUCAGAAGAAGAAAGGAAAUCUGAACCCAUUUUGGAAGAUGAGUAUCACCUGGAGGUCGAUGAGGAAUACUCGGCUGAUGCAGGUAUAUCAGAGGAUGCUGACAUUGAAGAUAACUUGAUAGAUGAGAAGCAGGAGGAACAUGAAAAACCUCACAUCCCAGAGAUACUCGAUAUCACUGAAACCUACUCAAGUCAGAGUUACACACAUCUACGAGAAGAGCAUGUAGCAAUCAUAGAAUCUCCAGCUUACACCCCAGAGAAGACACCAAGAGGUGAUGACAGUGACAAAGAAGAUGGCAGACACAGUCCAGAGAUUGAAACAGAAGACCGCAGAUCUAGCUUGGAGGUCAUCCAAAUUGAGGAAAAGUAUUUGGUGGAAACACCAUCUGGAGAACCCUCCUUCAGAGAUGAUGUGGAGAAACUUGGAAUUGAGCAUGAAAUCAUCAAAGAAACUGAGACUGUCGAGCAUACAUAUGUAGCUCCUCCAGUAGAUCUGUCACUGAGAGAAGAACAGGCUGGGCUAGAAGAGGAAGCUGUCUUACCACCAACCCCAGAAAUAACCCCCAUCCCAGACUCGCCGAUCGAGUCUGAUGGAGAAUUGAAGGAAGCAGUGUACACCCAGCAAGAAGAGCAGAUCUUAGAAGUUCCACAAGAUCUUGAUCUCCAGCAGCAGACUGAGCAGUAUGACACCCUUCAGACCCCAGAAAUUCAAGAACUGCCAGACACGCCUGAAUCCCUUCCAGAGCCAGCUCCUCAUUAUGAAGAGGACUACCAAGAGGACUUCAAAGAGGAGCUCCAAGAAGAACCUGUCACUGAAGAUCAAGAGCGAAGAGAAGAUGAAGCCAUGGAAGAAGAGGUUCAGUUGGUUGAUGGGCCAACAGAGCAGGCUUACUACGAUCCAAAUCUGCUUGUCCAACCUGCAGCUGAAGGAAUACAAGAACCCCUUGAAGAACAGGAAGACAAGUCAGAGACUCUUGACCAGCAGCAGCAAGAAACACCAGAGCUAGUAGAAGAACAAAGAGAAGAGGAUGAACAAGCACGAGAGCAGGAGCCAAAACCAGAAGAGGAGCAAACCAUUGAAGAAGAGCCAAAGGAGGACCUUCAGCCACUUACACCUCUGCCAUCCCCUGAAGAUGAGGCACAAGCCCUAGCUCAGGAAAGUGAGAGGUUGGAAAGCAGUGAUAUUCAGGCUCGCCUUGAGGAAGAAAUCCAAGAGGACCGUCUCUUAGAAGCAACAACUAUUCAGGAGUCUUUUUACUCACAGACCAUUGUGACAACUGAAGAGUCUGCUUUUAUCCUCGGAGAGCCAGCUGUUGAAACAGCUGAUUCCAUAACUCUCCCUGGAGUACCAGAACCUGUUACAGAAUCCGAGGGCCAACUUCCAUCCCCAGGGGAUGAGGAAGAUUCCCACAAGCCACCGCCACACAAGCUGGCCCCUCCUCCUGGACAGGAGGUCGAGGGAAAGGAUGACGAGGUUGACAGCCCCACCAAACCGGUGGCAGUCGGAGUUGUCGGAUCCGUUGCCGUGGCUAGCUUUGAAGAGCCCCGAUUGCAAGAUCGUGCACCUUCAGAAGAUUCUGAGAUUGAGGAUGAUCUGGAGGAGAAACCUUGUGAAGAGGAUGAGGGGAUGUAUGAAGAAGAAAGUGCCAGAGAUGAGGCCCUUGCUUCAGACGAAGGUGAUGUGGACAAGGAUGUGGUUGAAGGAGAUGCUGAAGUUGAGAUGCCAGAACCUCAAGAUGAGGAAGAAAUGGAAGCAGAGAAGCAUACAGAUGCGCAAGAGUUUGCAGAGGAGGAAGAAGUUGAGGGUGAAACAGAAGCCAUGCAAGAGCUUCAAGAUGAAACAUCUCAGGAGCGAGAGGUGGAGGAGCUGGAAGAAUGCCCUCUAAAUGAGGAGCCAAUGGAGGAAGAGCCUAUCCAGGAAGAGGCAGAAAUUGCACCUCCAGAUACCAUGGAGCAGGAACCUGUAAGUGGCUUCACUGAAUCCUCUGAGGUCACGACUCGCACUGUUUAUGCCGAGGUACACCACGAGAGGGUUGUGGUAGCCAGCUCUCAGGCCUUUGUGGAAUCCACCCCCGAGGAACAGGACCAAUUGGAGAUCCAGCUGUCUUCAAGCUUGCACACAGAGCCGCCAGUUGAUGAGCAGUUUGAUGCAGCUGACAGACCAGAUGUGCCAGAGGACAAGCCCAGGGCCACACAAGAGGACAUUGAGGCGCUGGCCAUAGCCCUCAACGAAUUCACCAUGCCUACAUUUGAAGAUGAAGAAGCGCCCAAAACCUACGAGCAAGCUGAGGGAGAUGUCGGGGAGGAAGAACCUAUCGAGGGACAGGAUGUGAGCACAGAAGAAUCGGCCCCACCCCGGAGACGCCCCGAGGAGGUGGGGCCCAGCUUCCUGACCUCAGAUGAUGAGAAGGAGAUUCAGGAGUUGUGGGAUCGGACACAGGAAUUGCCUGAGAAUGCCACAUUAGAGUUUACAACAAUGGCAGAGGCUGCCCCCGUGGUCGAAUCGUCGGCCCCAGUCGUGGAGUUAGCCCCAGACUCGGACCGGUAUGAAGGUGACUCAUCGCCUGAGGAGCGUCAGUUCUCCGAGAGCCCCCUGAGCAGUACCUCAGAGGACAGACAAGCAGGCCCUCCAGAGCCCAAAACUCCUGAUAUAACUGACAUGGACGAAUGCCCAUUUUCUCUGAAAGAGAACCUACCAAAGAUAUCCACAGAGCCUACAGUUGAGUUCCCUCCCGAAGUCCAGGAACCGGGCGAGGCAAACGGAGACCAGCCAGUCCAGUACAGCGAGCAGCCAGAGCAAGAGCAGCUGCCCAGUGACUCGGCCGUGGCCAAGCCUGUGGUUUCAGAUCCCAACGAGGACGUGCAAGAGAUCGUGGAGGAGUUCGAGGAGGAGCUGCCGGACGGCACCAUCCGGAAGGUGACACGGAAGAGGAUCAUCCGCCGGGUGAUGCAGACAGUGGAGGUGGACCCCAACGACCCCAACUUUGUCAUGCCGCAAGGGGAGCCCGAUGAGGACGGUGUCCACAGGAUCACAGUCCACAAGAAGACCAGCCGCAAGACGGUCAUCCGCGACGGCGAGGAGGUGGAUGUGACGGAGGACGUGGAGACCAACAUCCAGGAGGAUGGAGAGGAAGUAGAGCGUAGCGAGCUGAGAGAGGACCUGCAGCGGAUGGUGGACCAAUUCCUGUCUGAGGACGCCAAAGCAGCGGCCGAGGUCACAGAGGUCAAGGAGGAUCCAGAGGAGUCGGAAAUCUAAAAGACAAAGACAAAAUAUAUCUCGUCCGCCAAAAAUAGCAUUUUCCAAUACCAUGCAACAACCUGGCGGAAACCAGAUGGCCCACUUCAGUUGAUUAAAAUAAUUGGGACUUUAUUUACUGACAAAAAGAUGGACUGUAAAUUGAAAAAGAGUGUCUCUCUUGUUAACCUUUAAGCGUUUCUUCUAGCUUCCCUUCUUUUUUAAAUUUUGUGGUAUGGGUUUAGAUUCUGAGGAUAUAUCGCUACGGAUUGAUAGAAGAGACAGUCGAUGUCGUCUCUCUGUUUUCUUUCUUUAUUUCACUGUUACUUCUUGGGAUUUCGAGGCAGUUUUGUUGGACGUAGAUUUGUGUCAAAUAUUAAACAUCUGUCAAGCACUGCAAACAGUGUAGCAACAGCCGUUAUGUCAGCGCAUUUGCUGGUGUACAACAUGUAGUUUACGCACCUGCAGCAAAGCAAAAAAGAAAUUGAAUUGUUAAAGACUGAUGAAAUACGAAGAGACUGAAGAUGGUCAAUAUGUGUUUGUGAUUUGCCAGUUGAGCAGCGUUGUCAUCAACUCGCUUCAGUAAUACUGUAAAACUUGUACAAAAAUUUCAUGUUAAAAAACAAAACAAACUUGGAUGUUAACCGAAAUUUUGGAUUGUGGAGACUGGCUCACUGCAGCCUUCAUUUGAACUAUGUUGUGAUUAAGUCUUGGUAACGCUUGUAAGGUUAUGCUACUGUUUAUUGUAUUGUUAAAUUGAUAUGGUAAUCAGUCGUCUUUGUCUCUCUGUCAUUGUCCUUGCAACCUAUAGCCAUCGUUCACAGUUAUAAUGAUAUUAUGAUCAUAAUGCAAGUUUUGGGCAAGUCCAGCUUGUCCUUAAUUCUGUGUCUGCUUUGAUUACAAAUGGUUUGAAAAUCGAGUUCAACUGGACGUGAUCUUUGUGAAAAUGUUGGAAAGGACUGCCAGUGUUUUACCGACUUACCCCAUUUUCAAGGCAUGAUUUGUACUUUUUUGUAUGCUGAAAAUGUUGAUGUCUUAAUCCCGGGGGUAAGAAUGUUUUCUAAAUAAAAAGAAUUUAACAAAGUUCGUUUACCUGAUAGAGUCGAAGGAUAGGACAAUUUCAUGUCAGAGUAGAACACUUUCUUGCGGUUUAAUUUUUGUUCAUUAUUUGAAUGACUUGGAAUGUUCCAUUCAGUUUGGAUGUGGUUUCCCCUGUAUCAUUUUGAUGGUCUUUAAGUAGAUAUUUCGCGAUAAUAAAUUGUACUUUUUUCGAUAGGGAUACAAGUUGUAGAUAUUUAGUUGCAGUCGUAUGAAUACAUUUCCUUCUGAGUGCUGAGUUCGUGGAAUUUGAUGAAUUAAAAGAGACGUUAAAAAAAUGUUUCUGAUGCGCUCGUUCUGAAACACAAAUUCUUGUAAAUUUCUUUUAUUUUCCGUUUUAAGUUCAACCAUGUAGUUGGUCGUUUGAUUUUCUAUAAAUUUUUGCGGUUCUUUGGUUGAUACUGUUGAAGUUUUACUGAAUGGGUCGUACCAAACACAGUGUAAUGCUUGCAGAUUUUGUUUGUGCCAAGUUAGUAAAAAAAAAAAGAAGCCCCUUGAAGGUAAUUGAUCUUGUUGAGGAAAAAAACAAAUGGUGUAAAAUUAAUUGGUGUAAAAGGAGUUCUCAUGAUCAGGGUUAGUAGUGAUAGAGGGUGGCUUGUGUAGGUGUACAUUCAGGAGUGUUUGUGCAAAAAAAAUUAAAAUAACACUUGUAGCACUAGGAUUGUGUUGUGCGUGCCACACCGUCUUCAUAGCAUUAUGCCUAUAUGCAGUUAUUGUGCUAGAUGCAAUAUGUUCAGCCGUGAUGCUUCACUGGCGAGCAGCUUGAAAAUACAUCUGUGUUCCAGUAGCGGAUCAUUUUUGGGUUCUCUGUUUUGUUUUUUUCUGUCAACUUGAAAAAAGAAAAAAAAAAUUCCAAACUUGUUUCUCUGAUGCAUAAAUCUUCUAGCAAAACGUUUAAAAGCAUGUCAAAAUAGUAGUUACUCUUAUCAAGUUUAAAAAGUGAUAGCAAUUGUUACAAAAAUAUAUCGACUAUGAAAGUAUAUUUCCGCGUAUCGAGGCAGUACUUGUGAGAAAAUUGUGUCCUUUCUUUUUACCUGAAGCAGAAGAUUCUUAUGAUUGGCUAAAGCAUUUCAAAGAUAAAGUAAACUGUAGUGUGUACUUGUAAUGCCCAUUAUGUCAACUAUAAAGGGGACGGGGUAGAUUUUCCAGAAACUGAACAGCAAGUGUAGGAGAUAGGUAUUGUAGUGCUCUUACCCUUAGCUCCAGAGUGAAACCAUUGGAAAAGAACAUUUUAAAAGCUUUUUGGAUAUGCCCUCGAAAGGACAUUGGCUUCUAUUGUAAACAGUUAUUAAAUGUACGGAAGUGAAGCUUAAAUAAAUCGGGGACUUGAAAUAGAUUAUUGAAAUUCUUGUAAAGAUUGUAAGGGGAACUGUAAAAAACAAAAAUAGUGUACGCUGUAAGGACAAUAGUCUUGUUACUGUAGUCAAUAAACUGGCAUUGUAGAUGUAGCGCAUUCGCUCUUUUGACGAGUCAAGCGAAAUUAAAAGAAUGAAUACAAAUGUUCUGCAGUCUCUUGAAACAGUCAGGGUCCAUAUGAACAUGUCAUUAAUCAUGGUAGCUGGUAGGUCCAAUAAAACUCUGGGUUUGAUUACGUGUCCAAUAUUAUGCAUCAUUUGUGCCAUGUUCUCUGUCCUUGUUGAGAUUGUAGCAAUCAAAAUAAAAAAUUCCACGUUGACUCA
Molecule: messenger RNA, 16169 nt
Organism: Acanthaster planci (crown-of-thorns starfish)
Lineage: Eukaryota; Metazoa; Echinodermata; Asteroidea; Valvatida; Acanthasteridae
Biological process (GO): signal transduction
Cellular component (GO): cytoplasm
Molecular function (GO): protein binding
Source: RefSeq, a predicted model, not a curated record